AUGAUAAGAGAACUAGAGAUAAAAUAUUCUAUUGAAGGAAAUGAUUAUGCUGAAUUAGCUUGUUUGAAUUAAAAAUGCAGAGCUAAUAGAAUUUAUUGUCAUCAAUGUGUUAAGAAUUUUGGUAAUGUAGAAGGUUAAAAGAAUUUAAAAGAAUAAAUUGAGUAAAUUGAGAAAGAUAGUGAAAGUUAAAUAUCAUCGUUAAGAUUGAUGGUUAAUAAAAUACUACAAUUAUUUAAAGAAUUAAAUUUGAAACUCAAAUAUGAAUUAUCUAUGAAGAAUCUGUCAUAGUUAAAUACAAAACAAUUAGAAUAAGUUUUAAAUUAAGUAAUCAAAUAUGAGGAAAUUAAAACUGAUUUAUUCUAGGAAGUAAAAACAUUUUCAGAUAGUAUGACUGCCAAAUUAAAAAGAAACAUUAUAGAAUUAAAAGUAGAUGAACUUAAGUAAUCAGAAUUAAAUUAAUAAGAAUAGGUAGAAGUAGAAUAGUUAUAUUAAAAAGGUAACUAGAUAAUUAAUUUAGGAUUUAAAUUAUAUUACUACGAUCAUAAUUAUGAAGAAGCUAUAAAAAUAUUAGACUUUGCAUUACUCAUUAAUCCUAAACAUCUCAAUUCAAUAUAUACAAAAGGUACAUAAAUCUUAUAUUAUUUAAAUAGCUGAUUGUUUAAGAAUGAUUGAUAAUCACAAUGAUGCAAUUAUAUGGGCUGAUAAAGCUUUGUCUAUUAAUUCAAAGCAUGUUGAUUCAUUAUAAACAAAAGGUAAUUUAACUUUUUGUAUUUAGGUGAAUCAUUAAGAAUUUUGGGUAAAUAUAACGAAGCUAUUGAGAUUUUAGAUAAAGCAUUGAAUUCUAAUCCAAAUCAUGAGUUUUCUUUAGCCAACAAAGGUUAAUUAAAUUUUAAUUUUAAAUAGGAGCUUGUUUACAAUCAUUAUCAAAGUAUUCAGAAGCUCUUGUUUAUUACAAUAAGGUUAUUCAAAUCAAUCCAAAUUAUUUAUGGGUUAAAAAUAAAAAAUGUAUAUUCUUAUUGAUAUAAAUAGCUGAAUGUGAGAAACUACUAAAAAUUAAAUCAUAGAUUGAAUGA
This is a messenger RNA of Paramecium primaurelia, 1073 nucleotides long. Lineage: Eukaryota; Ciliophora; Oligohymenophorea; Peniculida; Parameciidae. The record is from the annotation of a GenBank genome assembly.